UAUCCGCCUGAUACGAGCCCAGCCGUCCGCUCGGUCAGAGGAUGCUCAUUCUAUCAGGAUGCGCAAGCCUGCGCAGCAAAUAUCUCAUUGCUAUGUAACAACCGUUCAACGGAGAUUCUGGCCAAGUAUGGUGACGGAUUGAUAAAGAACCCUUACAAGCCACACACAAGUACACCAAUAGCUGACCUCUACAGCUUGUCAUAUCUGUGGACUUCUGGCUUGUCCUUUGGUGCAGCAGUGAUUUUUACAGUGAUCGGAAGUUUUGCUCUUGAAACCAAAGACGACCGACUUAAAGAGGUGGAUCCUAAAUUACUCUUCCCGCUUAAGGCUUGGCUACGUGGAUUUUUGCCUGGUCACAAAUUUACCUGGGACGAAGAAAACGAUCUCGCUGUUGAAGAUGAAAUAGAGAUGGAGAACGAUCCGGACCAGACAAAGGAAGACACAAGAUUGUAAUCAAACGUGUCUGGACCGAAUAAAUCAUUUCAGGGGAUUAGCAUCUAAUUUUCUACAAGAGCAGCAGCAAAUGCAAGCAUAUAUUCCAAUAAAAUGUUAAAUGACGACACUGGUGGUUUCUGAUUGGCGUUUCGCUGGCGCGAGAGAGAAACGAGGGACGGAGACGAGAGAGGAGUGAAGAGUACAGAGUCCCCGCUGCUCCGGCGUUUCUCUCUCUUGCAACGAGUAAAAUUCAAAUUUGAAACCGCCAGCUACACAAUAAAAUGUUUGAGAUCGCUCAAAAAAACAAAUUGUUUUCAAAUCUUUACAGUAAUAUAUCAGUUUCUUAAGUAGCUAGUGUAUUAACAUUUUUAUGCCAUGCAAUAACGAAGCACGCGAAGUCUAAAAAUAGAAUGCAAAUUAUUGGAACCCCGCGACAGACAGACAACAUAAGCGUGUUCUGAGUGAAAUAGGAGAAAAAUGAACGCCAAAUUUUCGUUUUAAAAAUUGUUUUAGAAACACUUGCUUACGCGCUUGAAAGAGCGUCAAAUCUUCUACCUUUCCGUUUUGUUUGUCUGAGUUUGUCUGAGUUAUGACGUCACUCGCGCGCUUCGCUAUUAGUCAGUGCUAAUGGUAUUAAGGAGUUUCGAUUAUUUGUUGAUUGGCGUAAUCUCCGCUAAGCAGAACCCGCACGAAAUACUUAUAUUCAUAAAAUAGUAUAGCAGCUGAAUUACAUUGUGUGCCUGACUAGACGACUUGUGAUAAAUGCUGAAAUGUCAACGAGUUCAUUUUUCCAUUGUAAUAGUAUUGUAUCCCGAGAUUGUUGAAUAAAGGUGCUUGUUUGAUCUCAUAAAUGAUGGUGAGCUAUAGAAUGGCAGUUCAGCUGCCACAUUUUACAAAGGGUGGUGUUUAAUCUCUUCUAUAUUUUUGUUUUGAUUUACAUAAUCUAAUACUUACUUUGAAGGAACAUCUUGAACAGUGCUAUAGGGUUUAAAACCAAUGCGAUUACUGCUUUCUUUAGCAGCCAGGGCAGGAUUGUUCAAAGCCCGAUUAGGCUAACCGAGGAUUAGCGAGAAAUUUGAUUUCAGUUUUUUUAAC
Messenger RNA from Orbicella faveolata, 1530 nucleotides. RefSeq names its product sodium-coupled monocarboxylate transporter 1-like. Gene Ontology annotation, molecular function: symporter activity. Lineage: Eukaryota; Metazoa; Cnidaria; Anthozoa; Scleractinia; Merulinidae. Gene Ontology annotation, cellular component: membrane. The record is from RefSeq and is a predicted model, not a curated record. Gene Ontology annotation, biological process: transmembrane transport; sodium ion transport.